ACAUUGACGCCAACAUGUACGACACAGGAAACUUUAGUUUGCUAAUAUCUACCUUGAGAGUUGAGAGAGAUGACGCAGAGUUCUAUUGUGUGUGGCAGCAAGCCGAGGUCGCGCCGGGGAGCGGCCAUUUAUCUAACAAGGGUCAUCUAACUGUGCUUGUGCCACCACAGUCGGUUAUCAUGUCUGUUAUAGACAGCCCUUCAUCACUGGAUGGAACACUACAGUUUUCCUGUGUAUCUGACAGCAGUAACCCGGCAGCUAGCAUCACCUGGUGGCUGAAUGGUGAAGAUAUCACUGCCGACUCCAGUCAAACUGAGGAAGCGGGUUCAAGAAACAAGACAUUUACAACAAGAAAUAUCCUGAGUCACAGGUUUUUAACUGAAGACAUUGACAAAGAACUUCGUUGUCAUAUCUUAAAUCACCAAAGUUUACCCGAAGAAGUGUUAACGGAGGUUUUGUACAUGUCAGACACCGUGACCAUCGUCAGCAGCAACAACAACUCCAGUGAUGAUGACGUCAUUAUUAUCGAAGCAGAGAAGCUGAUUCUACGCUGCAAUGCUGACGGCUAUCCAGAACCAUCUUACACGUGGUUCCACGACGACCAGGGGAUACAAGCUGCAGGCGACGAGCUGGUGAUCGAGUUAGUCAAGUUUAAACACAGAGGAUUGUACGCGUGUAAAGCAACUAGUGUGUUUGGAGAAUACAUGUCGAGUAACAAUACAUGUCAAGUUGAAUGUGACCGUGUUAGUGCCAGCAAGGAAUGUCACAAUGACGUUAUUGUCGGACUGACCAUUGGUGGCUUAUGCCUAAUAAUUGUAAUCCUACUCAUGGUCGUCGUCGUUUCACUCUACCUGAAGAAGAGAUCAACGAUUAAUACUGUCUUGAUACUGUGUUAA
Messenger RNA from Priapulus caudatus, 896 nucleotides. RefSeq names its product cell adhesion molecule 2-like. Gene Ontology annotation, molecular function: cell adhesion molecule binding. The transcript is spliced from 2 exons. Gene Ontology annotation, biological process: cell-cell adhesion. The record is from RefSeq and is a predicted model, not a curated record. Lineage: Eukaryota; Metazoa; Priapulida; Priapulimorpha; Priapulimorphida; Priapulidae. Gene Ontology annotation, cellular component: cell-cell junction. The coding region runs from base 15 to 896 and encodes 293 amino acids.